Nematostella vectensis (starlet sea anemone) is the source of this 1070-nucleotide messenger RNA. RefSeq names its product 60S ribosomal protein L5-B. The transcript is spliced from 8 exons. The coding region runs from base 138 to 1028 and encodes 296 amino acids. Gene Ontology annotation, biological process: translation; ribosomal large subunit assembly. The record is from RefSeq and is a predicted model, not a curated record. Gene Ontology annotation, cellular component: cytosolic large ribosomal subunit; ribosome. Gene Ontology annotation, molecular function: structural constituent of ribosome; 5S rRNA binding. Lineage: Eukaryota; Metazoa; Cnidaria; Anthozoa; Actiniaria; Edwardsiidae.
UUCUUUUUCAAUCGAUUACUGGAUCGUGUGUCCCAUGAUGCACUGGGGCUGAACAGGUCUCUUCCUCUUUCUUUUUGGUCAGCCUCUAGCCGAAGCUACCUGAUUUGUCCCUAGACUAGGGCCCCUAAUCACGUAAAAUGGGGUUCGUAAAAGUCGUAAAAAAUAAAGCAUACUUCAAACGCUUCCAAGUGAAGUUUAAGCGUAGAAGGGAGGGCAAAACGGACUAUUACGCCCGUAAACGCCUUAUAACACAAGACAAGAACAAGUACAAUACCCCCAAGUAUCGCUUUGUUGUUCGUAUUACGAACAAGGACAUAAUCUGCCAGAUAGCGUACGCAAAGUUGGACGGGGAUAGGGUUUUGGCAUCAGCCUACGCCCAUGAACUCCCCAACUUUGGCGUCAAGGUCGGGUUGACUAAUUAUGCUGCAGCUUAUUGCACAGGACUGCUAUUAGCUCGUCGUCUGCUGACGAUGCUGAACCUGCAUGAGAUCUACACAGGUACAGAUGACGUGAAUGGAGAUGAGUACAACGUGGAGAGUGUGGAUGGCUCACCUGGAGCUUUCCGCUGUUUCCUGGACGUUGGUUUGGCCCGCACUAGCACUGGUGCCAGGGUGUUUGGAGCAUUGAAGGGAGCUGUUGAUGGUGGCCUGGAAAUUCCACACAGCAUGAAGAGAUUCCCUGGGUAUGAUUCAGAAUCCAAGGACUUCUCUGCUGAGGUGCACCGUAACCACAUCUUUGGCAAGCAUGUUGCAGAGUACAUGCGCUCUUUGGCUGAGGAAGAUGAGGAGUCGUAUAAGCGCCAGUUCUCUGCUUACAUCAAGAAUGGGGUUGAUGCAGAUUCUAUUGAGGGUAUCUAUAAGGCAGCCCAUCAGGCCAUCCGUGCUGACCCUGUGCACAAGAAAGCAGAGAAGAAGGAUGUUCAGCUGAAGAGGUUCCAUCGCAAGAAGAUGUCUCGCCAGCAACGGGUGGAUCGCGUGAAGCAGAAGAAGGCAGCUUUUCUCCGCGCUCAGGGCGAAGAUGAUGAUUAAGCUCCCAAGCUUAACAUCAAAUAAAAUGAAUAUUGCUGCCAA